This is a messenger RNA of Sorex araneus (European shrew), 936 nucleotides long. Its product is annotated as olfactory receptor 287. NCBI's taxonomy places the organism in Eukaryota, Metazoa, Chordata, Mammalia, Eulipotyphla, Soricidae. Gene Ontology annotation, cellular component: membrane. The transcript has a single exon. Gene Ontology annotation, biological process: G protein-coupled receptor signaling pathway. The record is from RefSeq and is a predicted model, not a curated record. Bases 1 to 936 code for a protein of 311 amino acids. Gene Ontology annotation, molecular function: G protein-coupled receptor activity; olfactory receptor activity.
AUGGCCUGGGCCCACAGCCAGAACCUCUCCACACAGGGACCCUUCAUCCUGCUGGGCUUCCCUGGCCCCCGCAGCCUGCAGACUGGGCUCUUCCUGCUCUUCCUGGUCAUGUACCUGCUCACGGUGGCCGGGAAUGUGGCCAUCAUCUCCCUGGUGGGGGCACACCGGCGCCUGCAGACACCCAUGUACUUCUUCCUCUGCAACCUGUCCUUCCUGGAGGUCUGGUUCACCACGGCCUGUGUGCCCAAGGCCCUGGCCACCUUCAGCUCGCAGAGCAGAACCAUCUCCUUUGCGGGCUGCGCCUUGCAGAUGUACUUUGUCUUCUCUCUGGGCUGCACCGAGUACUUCCUGCUGGCUGCCAUGGCCUACGACCGCUACCUGGCCAUCUGUCUGCCGCUGCGCUACAGCAGUCUCAUGACCCCUGGCCUCUGCGCCCGGCUGGCCCUGGGCUCCUGGUUCUGUGGCUUCUCUGCCAUCACGGUGCCUGCGGCCCUCAUCGUCCGCCUGUCUUUCUGUGGCUCCCGGGUCAUCAACCACUUCUUCUGCGACAUCGCGCCCUGGAUCGUGUUGUCCUGCUCGGACACGCGAGCUGUGGAGCUGACGUCCUUUGGCAUCGCCUUCUGCGUCAUCCUGGGCUCCUGCUUCGUCACGCUGGUCUCCUACGCCUACAUCAUCGCCACCAUCGUCCGCAUCCCCUCGGCGGGGGGCCGGCGCCGGGCCUUCUCCACCUGCUCCUCUCACCUAACGGUCGUGCUCAUCUGGUACGGCUCCACCAUCUUCCUGCACGUGCGCACCUCCGUGGAGAGCUCCUUGGACCUGACCAAGGCCGUCACGGUGCUCAACACCAUCGUCACGCCUGUGCUGAACCCCUUCAUCUACACGCUUCGGAACCAGGACGUGAAGCAGGCCCUGGGGAGGUGUGUGCGGGGGAAGUAA